Molecule: messenger RNA, 1217 nt
Organism: Paramacrobiotus metropolitanus
Lineage: Eukaryota; Metazoa; Tardigrada; Eutardigrada; Parachela; Macrobiotidae
Exons: 2
Coding region: 133-1119 (328 amino acids)
Biological process (GO): protein phosphorylation
Cellular component (GO): cytoplasm
Molecular function (GO): ATP binding; protein serine/threonine kinase activity
Source: RefSeq, a predicted model, not a curated record
CUAGAUCAGAAAGAGACCACACAUGGUACCGUUGGUGCUAUCACAUAGCAGUAGAAGUGAGAGACUACUUCCACAAAGACCUCAUAGCGGCUGCUCUGAUCGAGAACGGUCCUUUGUUUUGCUGUUUGCACUAUGGAUGCUCCAAUAUGGAAUCCCAUCUAUCCUCACGGCACUUUUGCUGGUACCCUGGAAAUACGGCCCGACUUAACCAGGUUGGCAAACGGACCUGUUUUGUAUUCUGUCUGUAUCGAAGGGCACGAGUACUUGGUAAAAGAGAUUCCUUUCAAUGAUGACAAAGACAAAUUUGAUGCGACAGUCGUUAUGAAGGUUGACAAACUCAGAGCCCUCGAUCACGAGAACACCACCAAAUACUUUGGCUUGGUUAUACGGCAGCAGGAAGGAAAUAGGAAUUGGAUAAACUAUCGCAUAUCCUCCCGCUACUAUUCAGGUGGCAAUUUAAAGCAAUGGGUACAACAAGCGGCAAAAGCAAGACCGCUUAUUAAGCAAUGCUUGCCGCACGCCACGAUUCGACAGUUUCUUCGGGAUCUCCUGACAGGUUUAGAUUGCAUCCACUCGAAUUUCGACAUAAUUCAUUGCGACAUUAAACCGCAAAAUCUUGUACUGAGGCACACCGGCUAUCAGCGACUCGUCAUCGUUGAUUUCGAAGGAGCAAUAUUCCAGGAAGAAUCACAGGAUAGAUUGGAGAAUGUCGAUUUUACUGCUCUGUACGCGGCACCGGAAGUGAGUCUACGCUGCGCCGAACUUGCUGUGGGUUUGGAACAUCCAGCCAAGAUUUCCCAUAAGAGCGAUAUUUGGAGUGUCGGGUGUGUUGCUCUGCAAAUGUACACUGGUUAUUCCCCCGUUAUUCAACAGUGGGAAAAAUCACCCGAAUCUAUGGCGGAUGACUGGGACGGAUCGUAUAGAAAGAUCUGCUACACCGAACCAGAAGCGAUAAUGUUUCAGCUGAUGUUUCAGCAAGCGCGGCCCCUGGUGUCCUCGAAUAUGGAUCCACUGCUGAAGGAUUUCGUUAAAUUAUGUUUACAGUUUAAUAUGGACAGUCGCAGAACGGCAGCGGAAUUACUGCGUGACCUGAACGGUUACCUAUACUUGAGUAACUGAAGAAUAAAUUCAGUAUAACUACGGUUUCUAUGAUGGCAGUGGUGUGGGGCGUAUAUUUGACGCAGUACAUGGUCUACCUAGUCGCCAGACACACGCCA